UUACAACAGUGCGCCCUCCCUCAAAACAAAGCUACCAACAUGGCGGAAGAGAAGGCUGUCAAACACUCUGCGAGCAGUGUUUUGCUGUCAAACGAGUCAAACACUCUCUCAUCUCGUGCGAGCCGUAAAAACACGUGCCGGAUAAAGGAAACGCCGGGAAAGUUAAAGUGAAUAAAGUUUUCGUGUAAUAACAAACCACAGCUCACAAUGGGUAAAAUAAAGACGGAAAAGAUGGAAGGUGAGGAGGAGGUCGAUGUGUCCAUGGUGAAGGAGGAGGAUUCGUACGAAGAUAAGAUCCGGAAUGCGAGCGCAAUCGCGCAGCCGAUGGCGUCUAAGAAGCUGACCAAAAAGAUACACAAACUAAUCGAAAAAGCAUCCAAACAGAAGAACUUUCUUCGCAAUGGACUGAAGGAUGUACAGAUUCGCCUCCGGAAGGGAGAAACUGGACUCGUUGUGUUUGCCGGUGAUGUGACACCGAUCGAAAUCAUGUGCCAUCUGCCGGCAGUGUGCGAAGAGAAGAAUAUUCCCUACUGCUACAUGCCCAGCCGGAAGGAUCUUGGCGCGGCGAUGGGUGUGAAGCGAGGCACGGUCGCUAUGCUGAUCCGCGAGCAUCCCGACUAUCAGGAGCAGUACGAUAAGCUAAAGGUAGAACUCACAACGCUUCCCAUACCUUCGUGAGCAGCGUACGGUAUAGGAAAGCCUCGCAUCGCCCCCUAUUUUUAUUGUUUAAACCGAAAUCUUAAUCGUUGAGGAGGAAUAUCGCAAGCAUAUUUUAGCCACCCCUUUUUCUUUAUCUUACUUUACACUUUGAAUUCAAUGUUUGAAUUUUAUGCCGGAAAAGUGGAUCGUUUUUCGGUGGUAGGAUGUCGAAAAGCGAAAAAAAAAGUUGGUUGCUGCCUUUCUUUAUUGGACAGCCAGAUUAAUUAAGUUUUGUAUUACAGCACUACUAUCGAACAUAUAGUAUAGUGUAGUCCACAUAAAUUUCGUUCAAUUCAGAGAACCCAAUAAACCUUCCAUGUAACUACAUA
This is a messenger RNA of Anopheles stephensi (Asian malaria mosquito), 1028 nucleotides long. It is a transcript of the gene NHP2, whose product is annotated as H/ACA ribonucleoprotein complex subunit 2-like protein. Gene Ontology annotation, cellular component: nucleolus; box H/ACA snoRNP complex. The transcript has 3 exons. The record is from RefSeq and is a predicted model, not a curated record. Gene Ontology annotation, biological process: ribosome biogenesis; snRNA pseudouridine synthesis; rRNA pseudouridine synthesis. Lineage: Eukaryota; Metazoa; Arthropoda; Insecta; Diptera; Culicidae. Gene Ontology annotation, molecular function: box H/ACA snoRNA binding. Bases 208 to 678 code for a protein of 156 amino acids.